AUGCUGACGGUGCCGCCGAAGCCGGACAUGGGCGAUUUCGCCUUCCCGUGCUUCACCCUGGCCAAGAAGUGGCGCAAGGCCCCGCCGCUCAUUGCGCAGGAGAUCGCGGAAAAGGCGUCCGGGGACCUGGACCUGCUAUGCGGCGCCAAGGCCCUCGGCGGCUACGUCAACCUGUCGGUGGACCGCGCCCGCUUCGCGGAUGCGGUGCUGCGCGAGGCGACCUCCGCGGCGAGGCGUACGGCCGCGUGCGAGGACGGGGCCGGCCAGACCAUCGCCAUCGACUACUCCUCCCCGAACAUCGCCAAACCCUUCCACGUGGGCCACCUGCGCUCCACCAUCAUCGGCGGGGCGCUGGUGCGGAUCUUCGAGGUCCUGGGAUACAAGGUCAUCGGCAUCAACCACGUGGGCGACUGGGGCACCCAGUUCGGCCGGCAGAUCGCCGGCCUGAUGCGGUUCGGAAAGCCCGAGGACGCCGACGACCUGAUGAGCCUCAACCGCCUCUACGUCAAGUUCCACGAGGUGGCGGACAGCGACCCGGAGCUGGUGGAGGAGGCACGGGAGUGGUUCCGUCGCCAGGAAUCGGGAGACCAUGUGGCGCUGGCGCUUUGGCGCCGCAUCCGCGACACCAGCCUCGACUACUUCAAGCGGAUCUACGAACGGCUCGGCGUGCGCUUCGACUCCUACACGGGAGAGUCGUUCUUCAACGACAAGAUGGACGUGGUCAUCGAAGAGGCCCGAGCCAAGGACUUGGCCACGGUCUCCGACGGCGCCCUCAUCAUCGACCUGUCGGAAGAGGGCAUCGACACGCCCGCCCUGCUGGAGAAGGCCGACGGCACGACGCUCUACCUUACCCGGGACGUGGCCGCGGCCAGGUACCGCCACGACACUUACGGCUGUGACCGCAUCGUGUAUGUCGUGGCCAGCGGCCAGUCGCUGCACUUCCGGCAGCUCUUCACGGUGUUGAAGAUGCUCGGGCACGCGUGGUCCGAGGACUGCGUGCACGUGAACUUCGGGCUGGUCCAGGGCAUGUCCACCCGCAAGGGCAACGUCAUCUACCUGGAGGAGUUGCUGGACGAGGCCCGGGACCGGGCGCUGGCGUACAUGCGCGGUCAGAUCGAGAAACGGCUGGAGCUCGAGGACGAGGAGACCGUGGCCGAGGCCGACUAUCGUUUCGAUUGGGACCUUGCCAUCUCCUUCGAGGGCGACACCGGCCCCUACCUCAUGAGCGCCCACGCCCGCAUCGCCGGCAUCCUGCGCAACUGCGGACUCGAACCGGACCCCGAUGCCGGCGUGAGCCCGCUGGUGGAGCCCGAGGCCCAUCGGCUGUACGAGCCUUCGGUGCUGGCCAACUACCUGCUGGAGCUGGCCCGGGGCCUGCACGCCAGCUACACGGUGUUGCGGGUCAAGGGCGAGGAAGCGGGCAAGGCGCAGGCCCGGCUGCUGCUGUUCACCGCGGUGAAGCAGGUGCUCCGGAGCGGCCUGACCAUCCUCGGGAUCCGGCCGUUGGAGCGGAUGUAG
Molecule: messenger RNA, 1518 nt
Organism: Geodia barretti
Lineage: Eukaryota; Metazoa; Porifera; Demospongiae; Tetractinellida; Geodiidae
Source: the annotation of a GenBank genome assembly